Messenger RNA from Scaptodrosophila lebanonensis, 923 nucleotides. RefSeq lists its product as uncharacterized. The coding region runs from base 130 to 684 and encodes 184 amino acids. The record is from RefSeq and is a predicted model, not a curated record. The transcript has 4 exons. Gene Ontology annotation, molecular function: protein-folding chaperone binding; Hsp90 protein binding. Gene Ontology annotation, biological process: protein folding; chaperone-mediated protein complex assembly. NCBI's taxonomy places the organism in Eukaryota, Metazoa, Arthropoda, Insecta, Diptera, Drosophilidae. Gene Ontology annotation, cellular component: nucleus; cytosol.
CCUGUGGCCCGACUAGUCAUUGCCUUUUCUAUCGUCGGUGCGAAUUUUCUCCUGAAAAUUAUUUAGCGAUACAGUGCGUCGCCAGAGCAUUAAGUAUAUAUUUAAUAAAGUACGCAUUCACAACACACCAUGUCAGCUACAGCAGGCUCAACCGCAAUCCCCCCACCAGUUUCGUGGGCUCAGCGAAAUGACUUGGUGUUUGUCAUCAUCGAUGUUGAGUGCAAGGACAUUGAACACAAAGUGACAGACAACAGCUUCACCUUCAAGGGUGUAAAUGCGCUAGAUGCCUCGAAAAAAUACGACGUCACAUUGAACUUCUUGCACUCGGUUGUUCCAGAGAAGGUGACAAGCAAGAAUAUUGGUCGCUGCCUCGAAUUCACAAUCCCCAAGAAGGAGAGUGGACCCUACUGGCCCACUCUGACCACGGACAAGACCAAAUUGCAUUUCCUUAAGGCAAACUUUGCCAAGUGGCGCGAUGAGUCGGACGAUGAAGAAGAUCCCAAGGACAAUGGAAUGUUUGGAAACUUCUUGAAUAGUUCGGGCGGUGAUUGGAACAAUAAAUUUGAUGACUUUAAUGUCGACGAGGAUGAUGACUCUGAUGAUAAUAUCCCAAGCCUUUCGCAGAACGACGAGGAAGAAGAUGAGGGGGCCGAGGGUGAUAAAGAGAAGAAACCCGUAGCUUAGAGCAGCGCUCUAUGCUGAGUUGGAGUAGUAGCUGUAGCGUUAACUAAAGCGCUUACAUAUAUCGUUAAGUCAACACCCAAACAAAAACACCCUCACCAUAAAAAACAAUCACACACACAUGCGUACACUAUUCCAAAACAACAAAAAAAUAACUAAAGCUGAAAACGCGAAAUGUUAACAAGAAGAAGCAAAUACAGCAGCAACGAUAAAUAGUUGGCGCCGAUAAAAACAAAACAUAA